AUGUCAUCAGAUGAGGCUCCAUCUGUGCCAGAAAACAACAAAAAUAACCCCGAUGUUAUAUAUCUUACGUUGAUCUUGGUGAACUCAUCGAAAAGUCAUGAAUUCACAAUCUCCCCAAAGUCAUCUGUUACUGAGAUCACACGACAUGUAUUCGAAAAUUGGCCUGAAGAAUGGAACGAUCAUAAAGUUGAGAGGCCCGAUAUUCUCCGACUCGUCUUUCAGGGACGAUUCUUGCACGACGACAUGACACUGGAUCGAAUCAGGCUACCGGGAAAACGAUUUGCGAUGCAUCUUUUACCUAGGGAGCGCCUCCCAGACCACGAAUCACACAACCCACGGCAGCGAGAAAAGGCUGGCUCACAAAGACGAGGCUGUUGUACGCUGCAAUGA
Molecule: messenger RNA, 390 nt
Organism: Oikopleura dioica
Lineage: Eukaryota; Metazoa; Chordata; Appendicularia; Copelata; Oikopleuridae
Source: the annotation of a GenBank genome assembly